GUUUCUCGCCCCCUCUUCGUCUUUUCUAACCGUGCAGCCUCUUUCUCGGCUUCUCCUGAAAGGGAAGGUGGAAGCCGUGGGCUCGGGCGGGAGCCGGCUGAGGCGCGGCGGCGGCACCUCCCGCUCCUGGAGCGGGGGGGAGAAGCGGCGGCGGCGGCGGCGGCCGCAGCUCCGGGGAGGGGGUCGGAGUCGCCUGUCACCAUUUCCAGGGCUGGGAACGCCGGAGAGUUGGUCUCUCCCCUUCUACUGCCUCCAACACGGCGGCGGCGGCGGCGGCACAUCCAGGGACCCGGGCCGGUUUUAAACCUCCCCUCCGCCGCCGCCGCACUCCCCCUGGCCCGGGCUCCGGAGGCCGCCGGAGGAGGCAGCCGUUCCGAGGAUUAUUCUUCUCCCCAUUCCGCUGCCGCCGCUGCCAGACCCCUGGCUGCUGAGGAGAAGCAGGCCCAGUCGCUGCAACCAUCCAGCAGCCGCCGCAGCAGCCAUUACCCGGCUGCGGUCCAGAGCCAAGCGGCAGCAGAGCGAGGGGCAUCAGCCACCGCCAAGUCCAGAGCCAUUUCCAUCCUGCAGAAGAAGCCCCGCCACCAGCAGCUUCUGCCAUCUCUCUCCUCCUUUUUCUUCAGCCACAGGCUCCCAGACAUGACAGCCAUCAUCAAAGAGAUCGUUAGCAGAAACAAAAGGAGAUAUCAAGAGGAUGGAUUCGACUUAGACUUGACCUAUAUUUAUCCAAACAUUAUUGCUAUGGGGUUUCCUGCAGAAAGACUUGAAGGUGUAUACAGGAACAAUAUAGAUGAUGUAGUAAGAUGUGCUGAAAGACAUUAUGAUACCGCCAAAUUUAAUUGCAGAGUUGCACAGUAUCCCUUUGAAGACCAUAAUCCACCACAGUUAGAACUUAUCAAACCCUUUUGUGAAGAUCUUGACCAAUGGCUAAGUGAAGAUGACAAUCAUGUUGCAGCAAUUCACUGUAAAGCUGGAAAGGGACGAACUGGUGUAAUGAUUUGUGCAUAUUUGUUACAUCGGGGCAAAUUUUUAAAGGCACAAGAGGCCCUAGAUUUCUAUGGGGAAGUAAGGACCAGAGACAAAAAGGGAGUAACUAUUCCCAGUCAGAGGCGCUAUGUGUAUUAUUAUAGCUACCUGUUAAAGAAUCAUCUGGAUUAUAGACCAGUGGCACUGUUGUUUCACAAGAUGAUGUUUGAAACUAUUCCAAUGUUCAGUGGUGGAACUUGCAAUCCUCAGUUUGUGGUCUGCCAGCUAAAGGUGAAGAUAUAUUCCUCCAAUUCAGGACCCACACGACGGGAAGACAAGUUCAUGUACUUUGAGUUCCCUCAGCCAUUGCCUGUGUGUGGUGACAUCAAAGUAGAGUUCUUCCACAAACAGAACAAGAUGCUAAAAAAGGACAAAAUGUUUCACUUUUGGGUAAACACAUUCUUCAUACCAGGACCAGAGGAAACCUCAGAAAAAGUAGAAAAUGGAAGUCUAUGUGAUCAAGAAAUUGAUAGUAUUUGCAGUAUAGAGCGUGCAGAUAAUGACAAGGAAUAUCUAGUACUCACUUUAACAAAAAAUGAUCUCGACAAAGCAAAUAAAGACAAGGCCAACCGAUACUUUUCUCCAAAUUUUAAGGUGAAGCUAUACUUCACAAAAACAGUAGAGGAGUCAUCAAAUCCAGAGGCUAGCAGUUCAACUUCUGUAACACCAGAUGUUAGUGACAAUGAACCUGAUCAUUAUAGAUAUUCUGACACCACUGACUCUGAUCCAGAGAAUGAACCUUUUGAUGAAGAUCAGCAUACACAAAUUACAAAAGUCUGAUUUUUUUUUUUUUAUCAAGAGGGAUAAAACACCAUGAAAACAAACUUGAAUAAACUGAAAAUGGACCUUUUUUUUUUUUUUAAUGGCAAUAGGACAUUGUGUCAGAUUACCAGUUAUAGGAACAAUUCUCUUUUCCUGACCAAUCUUGUUUUACCCUAUACAUCCACAGGGUUUUGACACUUGUUGUCCAGUUGAAAAAAGAUUGUGUAGUGUCAUGUAUAUACCUUUUUGUGUCAAAAGGACAUUUAAAAUUCAAUUAGGAUGAAUAAAGAUGGCACUUUCCCAUUUUAUUCCAGUUUUAUAAAAAGUGGAGACAGACUGAUGUGUAUACGUAGGAAUUUCUCAUUUUGUGUUCUGUCACCAACUGAAGUGGCUAAAGAGCUUUGUGAUACACAGGUUCACAUCCUACCCCUUUGCACUUGUGGCAACAGAUAAGUUUGCAGUUGGCUAAGAGGAGUUUCUAAAAGGUUUUGCUACAUUCUAAUGCAUGUAUUCGGGUUAGGGGAAUGGAGGGAAUGCUCAGAAAGGCAUUUGUUGUGUGCUGGAUUCUGGACCAUAUACCAUCUCCAGCUAUUUACACGCACCUUUCUUUAGCAUGCUACAGUUAUUAAUCUGGACGUUUGAGGAAUUGGCCGCUGUCACUGCUUGUUAUUUGUGCAUUUUAUUUUUUUUAAGCAUAUUGGUGCUAGAAAAGGCAGCUAGAGGGAGUGAAUCUGUAUUGGGGUACAGGAAUGAACCUUCCACAACAUCUUCAGAAUCCACAAAUGAAGGGAUUUAAAAGUAAUGUGGUCAUAGGUAAGAAACACAGCAACAAUGACUUAACCAUACAAAUGUGGAGGCUAUCAACAAAGAAUGGGCUUGAAACAUUAUAAAAAUUGACAAUGAUUUAUUAAAUAUGUUUUCUCAGUUGUAAUGACUGCUCCAUCUCCUGUGUAAUCAAGGCCAGUGCUAAAAGUCAGAUGCUAUUAGUACCUACAUCAGUCAACAACUUACACUUAUGUUAUUAGUUUUCAAUCAUGUACCUGCUGUGGAUGCUUCAUGUGCUGCCUACAAGCUUCUUUUUUCUCAUUAAAUAUACAAUAUUUUGUAAUGCUGCACAGGAAAUUUCAAUUUGAGAUUCUACAGUAAGCGGUUUUUUUUCUUUAAAAAUUUAUGAUGCACUUAUUCAAUCCAAUAGAUGUCAGCCGUUCCACCCUUUUGACCUUACACAUUCUAUUACAAUGAGUUUUGCAGUUUUGCACAUUUUUUAAAUGUCAUUAACUGUUAGGGAAUUUUACUUGAAUAUUGAAUACAUAUAAUGUUUAUAUUUAAAAGGACGUUAUUUGUGUUAAAAAGGAAAUUAGAGUUGCAGUAAAUUUUCAACACUGCACAAAUAAUAAGUCAUUUACUUUUUCAGUAGAAAUUGUCCCACAUAAUGCUUUUAUCAAUUUGCUAUUGAAAGAAUAGAUUUUUUUAAAUGUGCAGUGUUGAAUCAUUUUUCAUAGUGCUAGAGUUAGGAUUAGGGCUUCAAUUUCACUUCUUAAAUAUCAUAUAUUUGAUAUGCCCAGACUGCAUAUGAUUUUAAGCAGAGUACAACUACUAUUGUAAAGUUAAUGUGAAGAUAUGAUUAAAAAUAAUUUUUUUCCCAGAAAUUUGAUAUCUUUCAAAUUACACCUUGACCUUGAAACAUUUGACUAUCCAGCCAAUUUAUUUCUUAUUGGUGUAAAAUCUCAUUUUCAAUAACUUAUUGGUGCUGAAAUUGUUCACUAGCUGUGGUCUGACCUAGUUAAUUUACAAAUACAGAUUGCAUAGGACCUACUAGAGCAGCAUUUGUAGAGUUUGAUGGUAAAUAGAUUAGGCAGAACUUCAUCUAAAAUAUUCUUUACUAAAUAAUCUUGACAUGUUUUCCAUACCUUGUCAGUUUCAUUCAAAAAAUAAGGUUUUAAAAUUUUUUUAACAAAGCGGUUAGUAUUUACACAUUUAUAUUUAAACAUUGAUAUGUAGAGAAUUGAUUGACUGCUCAUAAGUUAAAUUGGUAAAGUUAGAGACACCUAUUUCUCAGCCCUUAUCAUUGAAAUUUAUCUCACCUUGUCUUUCAUAAAAGCUGAAAACUGUUGACUAAAAUGAAAAUCAACUAUUUGUGUUUUGAAGAUAGUUAUUAAUACUGUUGUUUGUUACAGUUUUGGGCACAGUAUAUUAAAGCAUAACUUGUAUUGUUCCAAUAUGUAACAUGGAGGGCCAGGUCAUAAAUAAUGACAUUAUUAUGGGCUUUUGCACUGUUAUUAUUUUUCCUUUGGAAUGUGAAGGUCUGAAUGAGGGUUUUGAUUUUGAAUGUUUCGAUGUUUUUGAGAAGCCUUGCUUACAUUUUAUGGUGUAGUCAUUGGAAAUGGAAAAAUGGCAUUAUAUAUAUUAUAUAUAUAUAAAUAUAUAUUAUACAUACUACUCUCCUUUAUUUCAGUUACCAUGCCCAUAGAAUUUGACAAGAAUUGCUAUGACUGAAAGGUUUCCGAGUCCUAAUUAAAACUUUAUUUAUGACAGUAUUCAUGAUUAGCCUGAAAUGCAUUCUGUAGGUAAAUCUCUUUGAGUUUCUGGAAUGUUUUCUUAGACUUUUUGGAUGUGCAGCCGCUUACUUGUCUGAAGUUACUUGAAGGCAUCACUUUUAAGAAAGCUUACAACUGGGGCCCUGUACCAUCCCAAGUCCUCUGUAGCUCCUCUUGAACAUUUUUCUGCCAUAAUUAUUAAAGGGUAGUUGAGUAAAUAGCAUCACCAUUCUUCACUGUGGCACAGGUUAUAAACUUGAGUGGAGUUUACCGGCAGCAUCAAAUGUUUCAGCUUUAAAAAAUAAAAGUAGGGUACAAGUUAAUGUUUAGUUCUAGAAAAUUUGUGCAAUAUGUUCAUAACGAUGGCUGUGGUUGCCACAAAGUGCCUCGUUUACCUUUAAAUACUGUUAAUGUGUCAUGCAUGCAGAUGGAAGGGGUGGAACUGUGCACUGAAGUGGGGGCUUUCACUGCAGUGUUUGGCAGAGUUGCCUUCUACCCUGCCAGUUCAAAAGUUCAAUCUGUUUUCAUAUAGAAUAUAUAUACUAAACAAUUUCAGUCUGUUCAACAGCCUUACUCUGAUUCAGCCUCUUCAGAUACUCGUGUGCUGCGCAGCAGUGGCUCUGUGUGUAAAUGCUAUGCACUGAGGAUACACAAGAAAUACCAUGUGUACAGGAUAAUGCCUCCUGCCAAUCAGAUGUCCACUUGUUACUGUGUUUGUUAACAACCCUUUAUCUCUUAGUGUUAUAAACUCCACUUAAAACUGAUUAAAGUCUCAUUCUUGUCA
Bubalus bubalis (water buffalo) is the source of this 5106-nucleotide messenger RNA. RefSeq names its product phosphatase and tensin homolog (gene PTEN). Bases 637 to 1803 code for a protein of 388 amino acids. Gene Ontology annotation, cellular component: cytosol; plasma membrane; cell projection. Gene Ontology annotation, biological process: phosphatidylinositol 3-kinase/protein kinase B signal transduction; regulation of phosphatidylinositol 3-kinase/protein kinase B signal transduction; cell motility. Gene Ontology annotation, molecular function: phosphatidylinositol-3,4,5-trisphosphate 3-phosphatase activity; protein tyrosine phosphatase activity; phosphatidylinositol-3,4-bisphosphate 3-phosphatase activity. The record is from RefSeq and is a predicted model, not a curated record. The transcript has 8 exons. Lineage: Eukaryota; Metazoa; Chordata; Mammalia; Artiodactyla; Bovidae.